Molecule: messenger RNA, 726 nt
Organism: Telopea speciosissima
Lineage: Eukaryota; Viridiplantae; Streptophyta; Magnoliopsida; Proteales; Proteaceae
Exons: 3
Coding region: 1-726 (241 amino acids)
Source: RefSeq, a predicted model, not a curated record
AUGUCAACCCAAAUGAACUAUGCCGCCCUUAUCAAAGACCAUGUUUUGACCGGCCCUAAUUAUGUUGACUGGAGGAGGAACAUCAGGUUAGUCCUGUCUGCGGAAGGUCUAAUGUCUGUCCUGGACGAAGAUGAGCCUGAAUUCCCUAAUGAGGAGAACCCUGAUUCUAAGCCUGCCUAUGAGUUGUUUCGACAGAAAAACUCUAAGGCAAAACUCCUUGUGUUGAGUUCUCUGGAGAAGACCAUCGUUGAUUCGGUCAAGGAUCUGUACUUGACCAAGGACAUGAUGGAGGAGUUGAAGGAGAUGUAUGGGAGGGAAGAACGCCAUGCCCAUCAUCAACUGGUGACACUCCUCCAUUGCACGAAGAUGGCUCAAGGUACUCUGGUUAUUGAACAUGUCAUGAAAAUGAGGAGCUUGUUCCUGGAUCUGGAGAACCUUGGGACAUCAUUCAAGCUAAAUUAUAAGACGGAUGUCAUCUUCCACUCAUUGCCUCAGGACAUCUACGGAUCGUUUAUUGUCAAUUACAACAUGAAUAAACUUUUUGUGGAACUCCCUGAGCUGGGCAACAUGUUGCAAGAGGUGGAAGCUGCAUUUAAGAAGCAGAAAGUGGAGAUGGAUGUACAGACCACUUUCCUUAACGGUUAUCUUGAUGAGGUCAUAUACAUGAAUCAGCCAGAGGAUUUUGUCUCCCCAGGAGAGGAAAAUAAGUUUGCACAAGUUCGAUAA